AUGGAACAACCGCAGAAUGAAUGUACCACGGAAGAGAAGUCCUCCGGGAAUCGGAAAAGGAGAUACAAGCCUGACUCUAAAACCUAUCACACUAAACGAUUCCAUUACUACUUCCCGGACGAUCCCCGAACAAGUUGGGUUCCAAGAAAUUUCCAAGGAGGCUGGGGCCCUUCCACACCUACCAACAUGCCAAUUUGGGCUAGAGAGAUGGGAGCUAAGGAGCUCUACUCGCCUCCUAAGGUAUGCAUCUUGGCUCUGGCCAUGAUGAUUGCAGGUAUCCCCACAGUACGAGUGCCAGGACUGAGCGAUGUAGAUAUGAUCAUGGCAGCCCAGAAAUUCAUCAGAGAGAAUUCUCAAGUAUGA
This is a messenger RNA of Pelobates cultripes (western spadefoot toad), 363 nucleotides long. NCBI's taxonomy places the organism in Eukaryota, Metazoa, Chordata, Amphibia, Anura, Pelobatidae. The record is from the annotation of a GenBank genome assembly.